Messenger RNA from Brassica napus (rape), 2070 nucleotides. RefSeq names its product gibberellin 2-beta-dioxygenase 1-like. The record is from RefSeq and is a predicted model, not a curated record. Bases 688 to 1692 code for a protein of 334 amino acids. The transcript has 3 exons. Lineage: Eukaryota; Viridiplantae; Streptophyta; Magnoliopsida; Brassicales; Brassicaceae. Gene Ontology annotation, biological process: gibberellin catabolic process; response to light stimulus.
UCUUGUUUUGUUAGUGGAGACAAGUAUCGAAACAAUAUCUCGAGAUUUUAAUUUCGUUAUUCGUUACAAACAUUGAUAUACAUAUAUAACUUUAGUUAGUCUAGUGGUACGGUUUGAAUGGAGAAUAAGGGUCACUGGAUAUCGACGUUUGAGUUUUGAUAUGCAAUUCACGAAAGAACAAUUAAAAUAUAUACAAAUUAUCGAGCGAAUUUAGCGAUAAUAUAUGUCAGCCAGAUAACAGUCAUAAAAUCUCUUUUUAGCAAACAAAAAAAACAGUCAUAUUGAAUUCUUAAAUGCCUUUCGUUCUCAAAUAUUUUAUGUUGAAAAGGAUAUGUUUUAUGCGUUUAUCUCGAAACAAAUUCCUUAAAAAUAGAUUACCUCUAUGAUAAUAGCAACAAGAAAAAAAAAACUAGAAAAUGACAUGACGGAGGAGAUAAAUUACACUUUCAAUAUUUGUCCCGAAAAUUAAUUUUAUUGAUGUCGAUACGAGAUAAACUAUUGAGUUUAAUUAUUAGCUUAAGUUUUGAAAAGUUUGAUCGUAUUCGUACGUCAUUUAAAGCUUUUUUAUCCUCUUCUCUCCUCUGCUUAUAUAUACACACGUCCGAAUAAAUAAUUCGAUGUCUCAUCCUUCAGAGCUACUAAAGUAACACCAGAAAAGGAAAACCUCUGAAACAUACAUUUAUAGCAAUGGCGUUAUUGUCUAAACCGAACGAAAAAACAGAAUCCGGGUUUUCUCCAAUUCCGGUUAUAGAUAUCUCCGACCCAGAGUCCAAACACGCCCUCGUCAAAGCCUGUGAAGACUUUGGGUUCUUCAAGGUGAUCAACCAUGGCGUUUCCUCGGAGCUAGUCUCUGUCUUGGAACACGAGGCCGUUGAGUUCUUCUCGUUGCCCGCGUCCGACAAAACCCAAGUCGCUGGUUAUCCCUUUGGAUACGGGAACAGGGAGAUUGGUCGGAAUGGUGACGUUGGUUGGGUUGAGUACUUGUUGAUGAAUGCUAAUCUUGAUUUCGGUUCACAUUCAUUCUUUCCCGGUCUCUUUAAUAACCCAGAAACUUUCAGAAAUGCAUUGUUAGAAUACACAACAUCAGUGAGGAAGAUGACAAGCCAUGUUUUGGAGAUGAUAACUGAUGGGUUAGGAAUCGAACCGAGGAACACCCUUAGCAAGCUUGUCUCUGAUAAAAACACUGACUCUAUAUUCAGGCUUAAUCACUAUCCACCAUGCCCUCAUCAUAUCAACACCAAUACUAAUACCAAUGGUGACAACAAUGUGAUCGGUUUUGGCGAACACACUGAUCCUCAGAUCAUCUCUGUCUUAAGGUCUAACAACACUUCUGGUCUCCAAAUCAAUCUAGCUGACGGCUCCUGGAUUUCUGUCCCUUCAGAUCCUUCCUCAUUCUUCUUCAACGUCGGCGACUCUCUCCAGGUGUUGACAAAUGGGAAGUUCAAAAGCGUGAAGCAUAGGGUUUUAGCGAACAGCAGGAAAUCUAGAGUUUCUAUGAUUUACUUUGCUGGACCUUCUUUGACUCAGAGAAUCGCUCCCUUGAGUUGUCUUACUGACAAUGAAGAUGAGAGUUUGUACAAAGAGUUCACUUGGUCUGAAUAUAAGAACUAUGCCUAUCACUCUAGAUUAUCUGAUAAUAGGCUUCAACCAUUUGAAAGGAAAGCAGUAAAGAUAUCUUUGAAUUAUUCAUAAGUUUUGUUCGUGAUUCGUAGGUUUUAAGUGUGACAUAUAAUCUAUAUGCAUGUGUUUAAGUUAUCCAAUAAUUUAAAAACGUGACUGUUUUGGUUUCCUUCGAUCAGCAUCCCUAUAAAAAUUUAUGAUCCUUUUUUGUGUAACAUAUUUUUUUCCUAACAUUUAACUAGAUGAACUAAAUAUCUUUAAAAUUUAUCUUGAACUGCUAUAUGUAAUUGUAUCUAUUCAAGAUAAUCUUGAUAGCUAUAAUAACUCUAUGGAAGUUUAUAUUUAUAUAUAAUUAAAUUUAGUUUAUAAAUUUUAUACUAUUUAUUCACUAAAUUAUUUAUUUAAUUACUAAUUUUAUUAUUUUAAAAAUUUAUAAAAUAUGAUGUUAUU